Messenger RNA from Ochlerotatus camptorhynchus, 1548 nucleotides. RefSeq lists its product as uncharacterized. NCBI's taxonomy places the organism in Eukaryota, Metazoa, Arthropoda, Insecta, Diptera, Culicidae. Gene Ontology annotation, molecular function: nucleic acid binding. The record is from RefSeq and is a predicted model, not a curated record. The coding region runs from base 1 to 1548 and encodes 515 amino acids. The transcript is spliced from 4 exons.
AUGUCCGUAUUCCAAGGUCGUAAUUUGAAGACGCUGUUCCAGAAGACUGCCAGCCACUGCAACUUCACACGUUCGUCGAUGGAAGCAGCACUGCAUACGCCUGCGCUAGAAUUGCAAGCUACCAUCCUGGGAACCCGGCUAGCACAGUCGAUUUUGGAGAAUCAUCAGCUUCCUAUUCAUCAACGGUUCUACUGGACCGAUUCAUCAACGGUCCUUCAUUGGAUCAACUCCGAUUCCCGCAGGUAUCGACCGUACGUUGCUUGCAGAAUUGGAGAGAUUUUGACAUCGACCAACCCAAGCGAAUGGAAGAAAGUACCAACGAUGCAGAAUGUAGCGGAUAAGGCAACGAAGUGGGGCAACGGGCCGUGCUUUGAUCCUGAAGAUCCAUGGUAUCAAGGACCACAGUUCCUAUGGGGUCCAGAGGAGUUUUGGCCAGAACAAAAUUGGAAAAGAACAGAUGCAGCAGAAGAACUUCGCCCGGUACUUGUUAACCGACGGGUGAAAAUAGAGCCUGUGAUCGAUGUGAAACGUUUUUCGAGAUGGGAAAAGCUGCAGCGAACGGUAGCGUACGUUCUCAAAUUCGGAGGAGUGAUGAGCGAAGAUACGUCGUUGGAAACACCGAUAAAUUCAGUACUUCUGUGCAAAGCGGAAGUGAAGCUGUGGAAGAUGGUUCAGCUGGAGACGUUUCCUGAGGAGUUAGCUGUGUUGCAGAGUCGACAUUCUACAAAGCCUUCGGGGGCGGUACCGGUAUCGAAUUUCUACCACCGUCGAUGUCACCACCGUAACCAGGAGACGGUAGUCAAUGGGCUUCGUCAACUGGUCUACAUUCCAGGUCUACGAAACCUGAUCCGCAAAGUCACCGCUAGAUGUCAGAUGUGCAAGGUUUACAACGCAUCGCUGGGUUCGCCGAAGAUAGGCCCACUACCGCAAGCCAGGCUGGAAGCAAUUCUUCGUCCGUUCACCUACACCGGGCUGGACUACUACGGGCCAGUGACAGUCAAAGUUGGUCGCAAACACGCUAAGAGAUGGGUUGCCUUGUUCACGUGCCUGACAACUCGAGCGAUACAUUUGGAGGUGGCACAUAGCUUGUCUUCGAUGUCCUGCAAGAUGUGCAUCCGUAGAUUCAUUGCUAGAAGAGGUGCCCCAUCCAAGAUAUACUCUGAUAAGGGCACCAACUUCCACGGUGCCGCGAAUGAGCUACAAGACCAAAUCCAGCAGUGCGCCGAAACCUUCACCAAUACCACGACCAAAUGGCGAACCAAAUGGUUCCGAGACACUAAACCAAUUGAAGUGGGUGACUUGGUUUUCGUUGUCAACGAGAACAAGAGAAAUACCUGGAUUCGAGGUCAGAUCGUCGAGGUUAUUCGUAGUGUUAUCAGACAGGCCCUGGUUCGUACGGAAGCGGGAGUCAUCCAACGUCCGGCAGUGAAGCUCGCCGUCAUCGAGGUAGCUGAAGAUGGUAAGGUCGAGGCUAGUGGACCGGACCAAACUCAACCUUACGGGCCGGGGAAUUUCGGUACUGCUACGAGCCAUCCGCAGUCCCCUUGA